CAGUUCAACGAAGUUUUUAAACUUUGAUGUGAUCGUAUAGUGUGGCUUUGUUUUGACGAAUUUUAAAACUGUUCCUAUAAUUUUUGAGGUUAUUGCUUAAUUGAUAUGUGGUGUUCUAUUUGUUGAUGUGUGUUCGUAAUAUGGAGUUUUGUGCAUAAACACUUGUGUGUAAAAUGAAAAAAGUGAUGGGAAUGUGGCAGAUAAUUCGAAUUUUUCUCAUAUUAAAAAUUAAUUUUAUUUAUGGAAAGCUUGCUGGAGAUCACAUUUGUUUAACAGAAGAGACAUUUUUAGUUAAUGUAACAGAACAUUAUGUGAAAAAUGCAACUGUAAGAAAUUACCACUGGUGUUACAAUGUACCCCCAAGAUGUUCUUUCUACACUGUUAAGAAAAUCAAUGACAUAAGAAUUGUCGAAAAGAAUGAAAGCCGAAUUGUAGAAGCCUGCUGUCCAGGAUUCAUAGAAAGAGAUGAUCAUUGCAUCCUUUCCUGUCCAAUAUGCAAGAAUGGCAUCUGCGAAAACGGGAAUUGUAACUGUAUUUCAGGAUAUACAGGAGAAAACUGCGACCAAGAUUGCCUGCCUGGCGAAUGGGGACCAAACUGCUCAAAAUUUUGUAACUGCCAUAACAACAAAUGUCACCCUAAAACUGGAUUAUGCAUAGAAAACACAACAACAAUGAUAUCAACUACAACAACAGAUACGACUACAACUUAUAUAAUCAAAGAAACUACUACUAAUUUUAGUAGUAGUACAAAAAUUGACGGCACAAACGAAAACAUAAUAGAUCAAGUUAUAAAUAGAACAACUGCUGAAAAUGUAAUACCAGCAUUUAGUACCAUUCCUACAAAUAAUGAUUUUAGUACCCAAGAAAAUAAAUUUACAAAACUCACUACAAUAACAGAACACACAGAAAAUCCUACUACAAAAAUGUAUCCUUCUAAAACAAUAGAAACCGCAAUUGAAGAUACAAAUAUUUUUCCAAAUAUCGAAAUUACAUCCACAACACAAUUUGAAAAAAUCACCUCCACAGAAAAAUCAGAUAUGAUUUUAUUCGUAUCAAACCAAACCACUAUGAAAGAAGUUGAUUUCACCACAAAAAAAUCCGAUUUUGCAACAAAUACAGCAAACACAAAUUUUACAUUUUCAAAAACCCCAAUAGCCACUAAAGAAGGACUAUUGAUUCCUGUUGAAGUUCAUUAUGAAAAACAGAAACCUACAACGUACAGCUCAACAAUGCAGGACAAAAAUGUUAUUUCCGUUACCAACGAAGAAUAUCUAAACAGGCAAAUUUCUAAUAAUUUUUCUUCUAACGAAUUUGCUCUCUUCGGUAUAACUGUACUUAUAGCACUAAUGUUGGUGGUUACGAUUUUGAGCAUUAAUUUUUUAAGAAAAAAGAAGAGGAAAGAUAACAUCAAGAAUGGAAAGCAUCAAGUGUCUCUUUUUUCUGCUAGCAUCUUUCAUUCUCCUUUACCAGAUCCACCUGUAACAGAAAAUCCUCUAUAUCUUAAUCCAAUUAAAUGCCAGAAUGGUCACAAUAUAACAGAUAUGUCUAGUUUUGAAACUAGAAUAGUAUGUAAUGUCAAUGGGACUUCGCAUUCAACGCUUAAAGACAUUAGGGAAUUUGAAUACGACCAUCCUCCAUCAACUGGAACCUUCAAAGCGGCGGCUAUAGUGCUAAAUCAAUCGGAAGUGAAGUCAAAUUCAUCGCAAGAUUAUGUGAUUGAACCUUUAUAUGACGAAAUACCACAAAAGGAAAACGAACAAAAUGUUUCUACAUCUAGUUCGACAUAUUCAGUUCCUCCUAUGUCUAUUUAUAUAAAUACUUGUGGGAGGACCAAGUUUUGAUAAUAAAACCAUUUGUUGUUUAUUUAGUAUCGUUAUUUAUUUAUUGGCUAAUAACAUUUCAAUUACACCUUA
Messenger RNA from Psylliodes chrysocephalus, 1913 nucleotides. NCBI's taxonomy places the organism in Eukaryota, Metazoa, Arthropoda, Insecta, Coleoptera, Chrysomelidae. The record is from the annotation of a GenBank genome assembly.